Messenger RNA from Pisolithus orientalis, 396 nucleotides. RefSeq lists its product as uncharacterized. NCBI's taxonomy places the organism in Eukaryota, Fungi, Basidiomycota, Agaricomycetes, Boletales, Pisolithaceae. Bases 1 to 396 code for a protein of 131 amino acids. The transcript has 2 exons. The record is from RefSeq and is a predicted model, not a curated record.
AUGUCCCCUGAUGCAUUCAAAAUUCCCAACGGCGCUUCAACUCCCAUUGACGCGCCCAAGACCACUGAAGUGGCUACAGACGUGUUCAGCGACUUGUAUAGCUUGGUGAAUUUUUCUCCCAACAGUUCGCCCCCCAAAUGGGCCGCUCCUGCUGCAGUCGCUAUGCCUUCCACCAUAGACCCCGCUUUACUCUCCCUCGACACUUAUCCCCCUCCUGAUAUCCCAGCCAACGAUGUUCCCGUCACUGAAACGACUGGGCGUGACGUGGACGUCGACUUCCACUCGAUUCUGACUUUCCACAACACCCUACAAGCUGUUGUCCAUGCACUGGACCGUUUCCUUGCUGAACAAGUUGUGUCCGAGAAGGUCCUUGGAAAAUGGAAGAGGGGGGACUAG